Bufo gargarizans (Asiatic toad) is the source of this 1739-nucleotide messenger RNA. Its product is annotated as E3 SUMO-protein ligase ZBED1-like. The transcript is spliced from 2 exons. The record is from RefSeq and is a predicted model, not a curated record. The coding region runs from base 388 to 1227 and encodes 279 amino acids. Lineage: Eukaryota; Metazoa; Chordata; Amphibia; Anura; Bufonidae.
GGCUUUCAGAACAUGAUUAAGACACUUGAUCCACGUUACGAGGUACCUAGCCGCAAAUACUUUAGCCAAACUGAAGUGCCCAAACUGUAUGACAAAGUCCGCGAGCAAGUAAAGAACGAACUCCGGAGCAUAAAAUACUAUGCAACUACUACGGACUUGUGGUCAAGUCGCACAAUGGAGCCUUACAUUAGUCUCACAAUCCACUUCAUCAAUGACGAGUGGAAGUUGUGCAGCAGAUGCCUACAGACAUCUUAUUUUCCCGAGAAUCAUACAGGUGAACUGAUAUCUCAGGGAUUGAAGGAAGCGCUCGAGUCAUGAAGACUUAAAGAAGAGUUACAAGUCUGCAUAACCACCGACAAUGGCGCAAAUAUUGUGAAAGCAGUGGAAAUGAACGGCUGGACAAGACUGCAGUGCUUUGGUCACAGGCUCCACCUCGCCAUAGAGAGAAGUGUGAGAGACGCCCGUGUUGAACAUGCCAUUGGCAAAUGCAAGAAAAUAGUGAGUGCCUUUUCUUACGCUUGGAAAAGGAAGAGAGAAAUGGCUAAUGCCCAGGCUGAGCUAAACCUGCCUCCUCACCGCCUCAUCACUGAAACACCAACAAGAUGGGCGUCUCGACAACAGAUGAUUCAGCGGCUGCUCGAACAAGAGAAUGCCAUAUCACAGGUCCUGAAAGCAGACUGGAAAACCAGGCACCUGGUACCAACUUGGCAGGACAUUGAUGUGUUAGAAUCUAUGAACAAGACCCUCAGUCCCCUGUUGGAGUUUACAGAUGCUCUGUCUGGAGAAGAGUAUGUGAGUGUGUCGACUGUCAAACCUGUGCUUCACCUUCUAAACAACACAGUUCUUCCUCUAGCUGAUGAUGACAUUGACACAGAACUGACGAAGGACAUGAAGACAGUCAUCCUCAAGUAUUUAAAUGAGAAGUACUCGGACGUUGCAACUGAUAACCUCCUGGAUAUGGCCUCCUUGGUCGACCCACGCUUCAGAUCAUAUAUAGCAGAUGACCGAAAAGAGUUCAUCUUUACAAAGACAGCAGCAGAAAUUCAGGCACUGCUAGAGAAUCAAGCUGUGUCUGCCACAGAGUCACCACCAUCACACACAAGCACAGGAGCUGAUGGAGAAGCCCAGAAAGAACCCAAGAGGAGUAAACGAAGUCUGGGCAGCUUUUUAAAAAAAUGCAUCUGCUCAGCCUGGCCCAGCUGCCCUCACCGACACAGAAGCGAUUAAAAUUGAGCUUAAGAGUUACCUGCAGGCACUGGAUGUAGAAGGAGAAGCUGACCCACUGGAGUGGUGGAGGUUGCACCAGGCUAAUUUUCCCAGGGUGGCAAGCCUAGCCAAGAAAUAUCUUUGCAUUCCUGCCACAAGUGCCCCUUCAGAAAGGGCAUUCAGCACCAGUGGCAAUAUAGUAACAUGCCACCGAUCUGCACUGAAGCCCGAGACUGUGGACAAACUUGUGUUCCUGGCAAAAAACCUUGGCUGAAGUGCAUUUUACUGCAUUAUGUAAUUGACAGGACCCCUCAGGAGGCGUGCAACGCUAUACUCCUGUAUUUAUUAUCUCCUUAUUGAUUACUCCAGAGGACCUGAGCGUUACGCACCCGAGGCCACUGAAUAGUUUUAUUGAGAGAUUCUACUUUAUUGAUAUAUCCUUUAAAAUCACUAGUGUUAGGCAAGGAAGUGGAACUCAAAAAUGUGAUUAAAAAAUUACUCAGGGAGUUCAGUUUAUAGGGAAGGGACGUGGC